UGUUAAAUACGCCAUAUUGGCAUGUUGAUGUAAUUUAGACGUGAUAACAUUGAUUUUUUUUCUGUUCUUGAAAAAUUUGUAAAGUAAAUAAUAAUUCGUAUAUAAUUAUUACAUUCUAAAAUAACAAUGGGUUCUCGACAUCGAGAUCGAAGUAGGGAUCGUUCACGAAGUCGUGGUCGGGAUAGAGAUCGCCGUUCUAGACAUCGUAGUAAAUCGAGGGAUAGAGAUCGAGAUCGUCGAAGUAGGAGUCGUGAUCGUCGUAGUAAAUCGAAAGAUCGACGAAGAGAUCGUCGUAGUAGUAGAAGUAGUAGAAGAAGUCACCGAAGUAGAAGUCGCGAUAGUAGAAGCCGUGACACGAAAAGUUGGGAUCGUAAAUCUCGAGAUCGCAGUCGUGAAAGGAGUGCCCUUAAAACUAUUGAGGAGGAUAAACAACAGCAAGUUGCACUAUUGGACACAUUAACUUCUAUUGCUACAUCACGCAAUUUUAGUUCUUUGGUAAGCAGCGUUAAAGAGGAAUUAAUUAAUCAAAAUAGUAAUGGAUCUAUUUGCAGUGGUGAUGACGCUCCUCCGAAUGAAACUGAAAAAGAACGGCGUGAACGACGACGAAAAUCCCGUUGGGGUGGCAGUGAACACGAUAAAACAUUUAUACCGGGCAUGCCGACAAUAUUACCUAGUACAUUGAAUAAAGAACAAGAGGAAGCGUAUCUUUUGCAACUACAAAUUGAAGAGGUGAGCAGAAAAUUGAGAUCCGGUGACCUUGGAAUACCAGCAAAUAUUGAAGAAAGAUCUCCGUCACCAGAACCAAUCUAUAGCAGUGAUGGCAAACGGUUGAACACAAGAGAAUUUCGUACACGAAGACGUUUGGAAGAGGAAAGACAUGCAUUGGUUUUAAAGAUGCAAGCUAUUAACCCAGAAUUUAAACCUCCAGUAGAUUACAAACCCCCAAUAAUUCGUGUAAAUGACAAAGUCAUGAUUCCACAAGAACAACAUCCUGAAAUAAAUUUUGUUGGAUUGUUAAUCGGGCCACGAGGAAAUACAUUGAAAACAAUGGAAAAAGAAACUGGAGCUAAAAUUAUAAUCCGUGGUAAAGGUUCUGUCAAAGAAGGUAAAGUUGGACGCAAAGAUGGUCAGCCGUUGCCUGGGGAAGAUGAACCACUUCAUGCAUACAUUACAGCCACAAAUCCUGAAGCAGUUAAAAAAGCUGUUGAAAGGAUAAAAGAAGUUAUUCGUCAAGGUGUAGAAGUACCAGAAAAUCAAAAUGAUUUACGCAGAAUGCAAUUACGAGAAUUAGCUCAAUUAAAUGGAACAUUACGAGAGAAUGAUGGUCCGAGAUGUACUAACUGUGGUGCUACAGAUCACAAAUCAUGGCUCUGUCCAGAUAAACCAAAUAUUACAAACAAUAUUGUUUGCUCUAGUUGUGGUGGAGCCGGGCAUAUUGCACGAGAUUGUCGACAAAAACGUCCUGGAAUGGGAGGUCCCCCUCAACCGGGAGAUCGUGCUAAAAUUGACGAAGAAUAUAUGUCAUUAAUGGCCGAGUUAGGUGAAGGUCCAUCACCAGAUAUGUUAAACAGUAAUAACGGUGCUUUAAAACGAAACGUUGGUUAUCCAAAUAUGUUUGAGCGGGCGAUGGCACCACGUGCAAUAAUGGGUGGAUUAGUGCGACCCGACCAACAAAUGCCCAUGCAACAACAACCACAAAUGAUGAAUAAUGGAAUGCCACCACCACCAUGGGGGCAAAAUGGUCCCCAAAUGCCAUGUCCUCCGGGCAUGCCUGGCCCUGCAGGUAUACCACCAAAUAUGGCGUGGGGUCCAGGUCCCACUUGCCCACCAGGUAUGAUGCCACCACCUCCUCCGCCAGGUGCUACUAGUCCACCGAACAUUCCCCCAUUGAUGCCCUGGAUGGCCGGUAAUGGUCAACCACCUCCACCAGGAUCAUCAGGAACGACCCCAGUGAUGCCACCACCACCCCCACCGCAAGUAACUCAAGCGGCCGGUAAUGGAGCUAUGGUACCACCACCUGUUCCGUGGUCACAAGGGCCUCCCCCACCACCUCCUCCAGGCAUUGAUAUAAAUACUUUUGCUGGAUUGCCAAAUUUACUUGCAGCUCCUCCACCACCCCCUCCUUCUUCAUAAAUCUUUUAGUAUGCCGCCAUUUUAUUAACUGUUAACCUGUUCAACAUGUUUGAGAAAGGAAAUAAUUUUAUGAAUAGAGGGUUUACUUAUGUUGGAAUAACAACCUGAGAAUUGAAUCCUUGGAUCAUUUCGUGAAAUGUUUGUUAUUUUUCAUUAUACGAAUUUUGUUUAUUCGUUUAUUUUCGUCCUAUGGUUUCUGAUUCAUUGAAAAUACACACAAAAAGUAAAAGCGUAUAAAAAAUAUGUUACACAAAAUGAGCCAAAGAAUCAAUUUUCUUUAUGAAGUAUACUCCCUGGAUAAUUAUUUCCCUUAUUACAAAAGAAAAUAGCAAUAAAUAGAAGCAUACUUAAAAUGAAAACUCUCACUUCUUAAAAUAAUAGAAAACUUUUUACUGUUAAAAAUAUAAUAUUCAAAAGUGAUCAAUUUCUCUUACUGUCUUGAAAAUAUUGAAUUAUGUCUAUUGUAAUUUUGUUUUAAAAUAAUGGAAAUAAACAGAUUAAAUUUAUUUUUAUUACAUAUAAACUUUAUAGUUGAACAGAUCAGGGAAAGAGAAUCGGGUAAUUUUUCAAGAUAGUAAAAUAAAAAAAUUAACAUGAUCAC
Chrysoperla carnea is the source of this 2734-nucleotide messenger RNA. RefSeq names its product splicing factor 1 (gene SF1). Gene Ontology annotation, biological process: regulation of mRNA splicing, via spliceosome. The record is from RefSeq and is a predicted model, not a curated record. Gene Ontology annotation, cellular component: nucleus. The transcript is spliced from 7 exons. Gene Ontology annotation, molecular function: mRNA binding; zinc ion binding. NCBI's taxonomy places the organism in Eukaryota, Metazoa, Arthropoda, Insecta, Neuroptera, Chrysopidae. The coding region runs from base 127 to 2133 and encodes 668 amino acids.